Pseudozyma flocculosa PF-1 is the source of this 3201-nucleotide messenger RNA. RefSeq lists its product as uncharacterized. The record is from RefSeq and is a predicted model, not a curated record. NCBI's taxonomy places the organism in Eukaryota, Fungi, Basidiomycota, Ustilaginomycetes, Ustilaginales, Ustilaginaceae. Bases 1 to 3201 code for a protein of 1066 amino acids. The transcript is spliced from 2 exons.
AUGUCUCAACCCCAGACCUCGUCGCAGCCCUCCAAGGCAUCGUCGACAUCAGCACACCCUGCGCCCGCAACCGCUUCUGCUGCGGCAGCCGGCAGGCGCAUCUUCCACGAGGAUGUCGUGCGCCGCAUCGGCAGCGACGGCAGCAGUCGUUCAGGCGUCGUGCUGAGGUGCUGGCAGCGGGACGAACCCGAGACGCAGGAUACGCUCAAGGAUCAGACUGGCAAGAACCGCGCGCUGAAGCAAGGCGAGAUCGGGGUAUUCUGGUCGCCUUCGGACGCCCGUGAGAUCAUCAACGAGGAAGAAGUCGAGGUCAUCGACCGCGCUCUCCACGUCGGCGACGUCUGCAAGCGCUCCCACCGCGACAAGGCCUCGUGCGUCGUCGUCGACGUCAAGCGCAACCUCACCCUGGAGCAUGUCAUCUCCAAGAAGCGGAUAGACCACGAGGUGCCCUCGGACGACGUCCAGAACGCGGUCCGCGUCACUCGCGGAGACUACGUCAUCGUCGAUGACUGGGUCGGCCUCGUCGAGGAUGUCUUUGAAGAGGCGCUUCUCGAGACGAGCGACUCGACCGAGCUGCAGCGCGUCUUUGACGUCGGCAUCAGCCUGCCCGUCGGCAAGGUCCACCCAGAAGUCUACCAGGACAGCUACUUUGUCUGGGAGUCGCAGUUCCGCUCCGGCCGCCUGCCCGACGAGAUGACGAUCCUCGACGUUCGGCAGACGGUGCUCUGCGUCAACUGGCUCGCAAUGAACCAGACGCUGACCCCCGAGGAACAGGAGCGCCGUCCGCGGCCAAAGCGCUUCUGGACCACCGACAUCGACCGACUCACCCUGGUCCGCUCCUUUGCCGACUACUGCCAAGCCGUCGGCGACCGCGUCGUCUUCCGGAAUGCGGACCUCGCCCGCAGGCAUGGCGUCGAGCCUACUUUCCAUGGUCCCGACAGCCUGCCCGUCGAGGUAUGCCACGUCGUCCACACCUCGACCAAAGUACAAGUCGUCUGGCAGGACGGUACCCGCACCGAGGAGGACGCCCGUUGCCUCCUGCCCUAUGUCAACAUUGACGAAUACGAGGUCUGGCCUGGCGACUGGGUCUGGUGGCAGCCGAGCGAGGGAGGGGGCGAUGGCACGCAGGAGCAGGUGCGCAAGCCGGCCAUCGUCCAGAGCAUGGAUCCCGAGGAGCGCACCGCCGAGAUCCGCAUCUAUGGCACCGACGCCGUGGAGACCGUGCCCGUCCUCGAGCUCAACGUGCACGGCACCGAUCCCGACACGUUUGGCAUCCACCGCGGCGACGUCAUCAUGCUCGACUCGAAGCCCCACGGCAUGCCGUUGCCUGCACUGCCGCGAGUGGGCCAGAGCGAGGAGAUCCCCGACCUGCCGCAGCUCAACGAACAGCUUAGCAGGCGCGGCCUCGACCUCAGCUCGAAGCAUCCAGUCCGCACGCCCCUCAGCGCGCCUCGCGACCCGAAGCGCGACGCCGCCGCUGCCGCCAGCAUCGAUUGGUAUGGCAGCGUCACCGAGCUUCGACUCGACGGUGGCAUCGUCGUCUCGCUGCCUGGCGGCCGCGAGAUCGUCACGCAGCUCGAAAAGGUCUCGCUCCUCGGCGAAGGCUUCGCCGACGAAGACGAAGACGAGCUUUACGACGACUACGAGGAUGAUUUGGCCGACGACGCCGCCUACUACGGGGAGCGCCGCAAGAGACACGCCCAUGGCGAGCAUGGUGAUGGCGCCGACGACGAUGAAGAUGCUAUGUGGAUGGACGAGGAAGGGCACGAGGUGACGAGCCGCGACGAGUGGGAAGACGUCGACGCCGGCGACGUCACCGGCAACACCGUGUUUGAGGAUGCCGUCACUGAGCUGCCCGGGUCCGAGUCUGCGUCGGCGGCGGAGGUGACGGACGUUGUCGAGAUCGUCGUAGAUGCGGAGCAAGAUCCCGCGGAACGCCAGCGGAAGCCGGUUCCCCCUGAGAAGCAAGAGCCCGAAGGGCAGCUGCAGACACCGCUGCCAUCCACGACGGAGGUGGACACGCCGAUGGACGAGGUCAAGGCAGCGUCGGCGGCAGGACCCGGAGCGUCGAGGUCGCAGGCACAGAGAUCGACUGAGCCGCCUCAGCCGACGGCAUCGGAGCCUGAGCAGCCGCAGACGCAGGAGCAAAAGUGUGCGCGCUGUCUCGAGAAGCCGCCAUCCGACUCGGUUCUCGGCGACGAGUCCUUGAGCGCUGGCAUGCCGACCGACGAUCCGCGGUGGUCGCGCUUCGAGAUCCUCGAGGAGGCGCCGUCGGACCACGCUUUCCUCAAGGAACCUGCGGGCUCGACGUCGUCGGCGGCCUACUUUAAGCGCAUCCAGCGCGAGUUCAAGGUGCUGCAGUCGAGCCUGCCCGACUCGAUCCUGGUCCGUAGCUACGAGGACCGGACGGAUCUGCUGCGCGUCCUCAUCAUCGGCAGCGAGGGUACGCCGUACGAAGAUGCACCGUUCGUCAUCGACUUCCACCUCAAGCCGACGUUUCCGCAAGAACCGCCCGUGGCCCAUUUCCACAGCUGGACCAACGGCGGCGGGCGGGUGAGCCCCAACCUGUAUGAGGAGGGCAAGGUGUGCCUUUCUGUCCUCGGCACCUGGUCCGGCCAGGAGAGCGAGAGCUGGUCGCCGACGCAGUCGUCGCUGCUGCAGGUCUUUGUCUCCAUUCAGGGUCUGGUGCUGGUGCGCGAGCCGUGGUUCACCGAGCCCGCCUACGAGAAGCUCAAGGGCACCGAGGAAGGCGAGGUCAACUCGGCCCUUUACUCGGAGAAGGCCUUCGUUCUCGCCCGCGGCUUUGUCCGUCGGGCGCUCGAGCAGCCGCCGCAGGGCCUCCGAGACGAGCUCGAGUUCCUCUACUACGGCGCCGACAGCCGCGGCGAGGGCGAGCCGGCGGUCCGAGGCCGACUGGAGAAGGUGAUGCAGAGGUGCCGCGACCUCAUCGCCGAGGCCGAAGAGGCCAAGCGGCGCCGAGCCGCACAGCGCAACGGCGGCGGCAGCGAAGACCAGACGGCGCAGGUAGCGGAAGGCACGACCAACAGAGGCCACGACGAUGGAGCGGGAGCGAGCACGCCGACCAAGGUCAAGGGACAAAGUGACGACGCCAUCUCGCACAUCAGCAUGGGCAGCUGCAUCGUGCUGCAGCGACACCUCGCCGUGCUCGAGCGACUCUGGCGAGAAAGGCAGGCGGCGUAA